AUGUAUCCUAAUAAUCGCCAAAAUUCUUAUUCAACAGCUCACAUUGUAAGUAACUCAUUGGAUUUAGUUAACGAUUAUGUUUAUGAUCCUAAUAUACAAAUUCAUUAUAAUAUGUAUCGAAACGUUGGCCAAAAUCGUGUUCCCGCACCGUCUGCUACCAACUUAAUGCCUGUGAACUCACCAGCAAGAUCGGUCCGUCGUAUGCACUCAGGAGAUUCUGAAGAAGACGAUUUCACAACGGUCUCACAUAAGAAAAAAAGAAAUAGUAAUCGUUCCAACAAUUAUCAACAGCAACGUCAACAACAGAAUGAUUUUCACACUUCCCCCUCUAACCAAACAAAUCAACCGUUUAGUCAACGUACAGCAACAAAUUUAAAUCUAAACCAACAGAAUUAUCAACAAAAUCAGAAUAUAUCAAUAGAAGCAACACGGUACGCGCUAACACGGUUCCCUUUUCAACCGUUUAUUAUUCGUUUUUCAUCCGGAAACGUCCCGGAUAAACAAGCGGCUGAAGAAGUGUUAUUACAUUAUAAACAUAAUCGUCAAAUUGAUAUCUUAAUUAACAAUUAUCGCUCGUCAACAUUGAAAUGUGGAGCUAAUGAGUAUGAUAUUCUUUUAUAUGUUAAGGAUGCAAAUUCGUUCACAUUUUUAUUCGACAAACAAAAAUAG
Messenger RNA from Didymodactylos carnosus, 669 nucleotides. Lineage: Eukaryota; Metazoa; Rotifera; Eurotatoria; Philodinida; Philodinidae. The record is from the annotation of a GenBank genome assembly.